AUGCCAUCUCUCAAACAACUCAGCUGCUCCAUCGAGCUAGGCAGCACGCACACCAAAGUACCCGAGUACGGUAAAGACUAUGGCGAUGGCCACGUAACCAGCUACAUUGCCGUGCCCAGCGAACAAGUAAACUUCAGCAUCCAUCUUACCUCACUCGGAUACAUUGCGCCUGGUCUUGCCAUGUUUGUUUACAUGGAUGGCCAGUAUCAGUGCAAUCGCAACAGAUGCGGACUCAAGGUUCCUGGCAAGGGCGUCAGAAAUGAGCAAGUUGAGGUUGAUCUGCGCGUCAGACAGAAGGAGUCGAAGCAGGCGGAUGGAAGUUUUCUGGGCAGAGACUGGACGUUUGCUGGAUUGAAUCUUGUGUCUGCCGACAAGGUUGAGGAGACUGACGAGGUGUUUCUCGAUAAUUUGGGCACCAUCGAAGUCAUCGUCUUGCGCUGCAAAGAUGCUCCCUUGCCACCACCCAGCGAACCUGCAAGCAGAGAGAAUUCCUCUAGAGCCACAAUCGAAAGCUCUUCUCGCCUUGCCAGCAAGCCAGUAUCCAAACACUCCACUACCUGCCAAGAACAAAAGGUGCCAUCCAAACCUCCUUCCUCGAGUCACAAACACAAAGAGCCCUCUACAAAAGACAAGGGGCCUUCCAAGCCAGCAUCCGCCAAACCCGCGACCGCCGAAGAAGGCUCCAUCGGUGGCUUAUUCGGCCUCUUCGACGGCGCCUCAGAUGAACGCGACCACGAUGGCAUCAAUCCCAAACCCUACUGGAACGACUGGAACAAACGCCCUUCAAUUCCCUCCUCCCGUCCUAUCAGGAACCUCUAUAUUGCACCUGAAGCACCGUUGCCUUUGGUGCCCAAGCAAGCCGCUCGUGCGAAACAUGUCGAGCACCAAGUCAAGACCGGCAAGGGAGCACAAUACCUGCAUCUCUGCGCACGUCCUGAAUACUUGGACAGUAUGAGGCAGCCGUAUGCAGUGUUUACCUUCAAAUACCGCAGCAAGAGAGUCAUUGAGAAGAAAUUCAAGAUUGAGAUCAAGGAAGAAGGCAAGGCUCUCAAGGCAAAGUUGGCAGACAUGUCAAGGGAGGAAUUGGCUGAGGAAGUGUUCAAGCUGAAGAUGGCGCAGGAGAGCAAGAAGCACCACAAAGAAAAGAAACUUUCUGCACACAAGCCCCAGGAGAUGCCUACCACGAGCCAGACUCCCUCCAAGCCACCCUCAAAAGCCGCCACCGCACCAGCACCUGUAUGGGACGCUCAACCUGCCCCUUCAAAGCAAGCCUCAAAGACAGCCUCCCAAAAGGCAAGAGAGGCACCAGGAUCCUACCCAGCCUCUGAGUCUACCCAUCACACUGCUACAGCUUCUGUCCAUCACACCUAUAGCGCAAAAAGUGCUACCAAGAUAUCUGCUUCCAGAAAGUCGAAAAAGGAAGAGGCUGCCGUUGCCGGAGCAGAGGCAAGCGCGGAUCAAGCUGCUGCUACCGGAGGAGAAGAAAGCUGGGAUCAACCACAACAGGAUGCUACUGCUUGGGAGAACGCCCCGGUGGGUGAUGCUACUUGGGGUGGAGGAGGAGCCCCUGCUGCUGACGUCAAUUGCUACGUGCUCAAAGCUAUUGCUUUCUUNCUUUUGCUCAAAUCAUGGAUCAUGGCUCCCUUUACUUGGGCCAAGGAUCCCUGGUUGAACUUGACCGACCUCGACUGGCUCUUUUCUCCUUUUGCUCGGGUGCUUGCUGGUAUCAAGAGGGUGUUUCUGGCAAUUGUGGAAUGUGGAUCUAAAGUCGUGGUUAGCAGACCCAGAUUUCCGGGACUGGAUGCUUGGAGCAUGGAGUGGUUCAAGAGACCUGAGUGGCUAGUUUGGCGUGAAGGCGUGCCAGAAGUUGCCAAGGAUGGUUUCGAUGUCUUUGUGCCUGAUGGCGUACACGCAGUCGAAGAAACUAUCGAGGAGAUCUAA
Molecule: messenger RNA, 1941 nt
Organism: Aureobasidium uvarum
Lineage: Eukaryota; Fungi; Ascomycota; Dothideomycetes; Dothideales; Saccotheciaceae
Source: the annotation of a GenBank genome assembly